AUGUCUCAAAGGGUUUCACCCGUCUCUGCAACUGCUACGUCACCAAGGCCCAGAUUAGCCGUCAAGCGCGCUCACGAUCCACCAAGGAAUCAGGAUGGAAGCAUCUAUUGUGACCAUCCUGACUGUCAUGCAAAUCCUCCUGCCUUCCGCCGUCCAUGCGAAUGGAAUAAACAUAUGGAUAAGCAUGAUCGGCCAUAUAAAUGCAAUGAUCCAGAUUGUGCAAAACUGCCAGGCUUCACAUAUUCCGGCGGCCUACUGCGCCAUCAGCGAGAAGUGCACCGGAUGCACACGCAGGGGAAGAAACUGAUGUGUCCCUAUUCCGACUGCAACCGAAGCUCUGGAAAAGGGUUCACCAGGCAGGAAAACCUGAAGGAACAUAUUCGCCGUCUUCACAGGUCUGAAGACAUUCCUCUCACAAUCAGCAAUGCCACUUUACCGCCUCUCUCCCGAGCUUCUACCAGCACCAUCAUUAUUGCGGGUAUAUCAGCCCCCGCCACCGCUCCACCAACAGCCAAUGACUCUCGAGUCUUGCCCCCGAUCUCAUUACCAGUGCACCACCCACCAUCAAAACGGAAGCGGACCUCCACUGCGUCGUCAGUUUACGUAUCCGAGGAUGAGACAGCCCCCGAGGUGCGUGCCUUACGGGAUGAGGUAUCGUUCCUGCGCCGCGAACUGGAGUACAAAGGCACCCAAAUAGACGAACUAAAACGAGAAAUGAGAGAGCUACGUCGGUUAUUUCAGCAUCCAUGA
This is a messenger RNA of Nannizzia gypsea CBS 118893, 750 nucleotides long. RefSeq lists its product as hypothetical. NCBI's taxonomy places the organism in Eukaryota, Fungi, Ascomycota, Eurotiomycetes, Onygenales, Arthrodermataceae. The record is from RefSeq and is a predicted model, not a curated record. Bases 1 to 750 code for a protein of 249 amino acids. Gene Ontology annotation, cellular component: nucleus. Gene Ontology annotation, biological process: regulation of transcription by RNA polymerase II. The transcript is spliced from 2 exons.